This is a messenger RNA of Ostrinia furnacalis (Asian corn borer), 553 nucleotides long. RefSeq lists its product as uncharacterized. The transcript is spliced from 4 exons. The record is from RefSeq and is a predicted model, not a curated record. Bases 15 to 536 code for a protein of 173 amino acids. Lineage: Eukaryota; Metazoa; Arthropoda; Insecta; Lepidoptera; Crambidae.
GACUGUAAAUUAAAAUGUGUGUUGAAAUUUGUUUGAUACCCAAAAAGUUUCUUUGCGUCUUCUCUCUGAAGUGCGGAGCUUAUGCGGUCGGAAUUUGGAUGUCUUGUUUCAUGUUCAUGGUGGCCAUAACAGUGCUCGUUGAAAGUAUAAACUAUUGUUGGGAUUUUCCUGGCUUGAGGUGGUACUGUAUUGAUACCACCUUUUUUUUGUCUGCUGUGGUGACUGUGAUCGAUAGCAUAUAUCUAAUGUUGGUUAACUUGUGCCUGAUAUGGGGAAUUUACAAAGAUAAAGUGAGAAUACUGCUGUGCUGGUUAGCGUUGACCACCUUCGGACUCGUACACGUUUUCGUCAUCAUGGUGACAGCCCCGAGCUUACUCCACUACGGGUUUACAGGACCUAAUCAUUUUAUCUGGAUUGUAUGCCUGAUCAUAGCUGUGGUUGCUAUCGUUAUGGGGAUCUACUCGUUGCUUGUUGUCUACGCCUACUAUUUGGAGUUGAAACAGCUCAAGACUGAGGGGACGAACGAAACUCGCUGAGCAAUGAAAGUAAUACA